AUGCCACCACCACUACCAACUCGAUCAGCUGAUGAGCACGAUGCUCGUGCACUGGCAGAGAUCGAGGCCAGCUUGUUCCACAAUAUAAACGUCACUGAACGCCAGAAAGUGCACGAAAGCCAGACCAAGGACAAACACACCCUCUACAAUGUUCUACUGGAAAAUCAAAGCGGCAUCGUUGGUUUCAUCAGCCUUCAACCGCGUUAUGUCGACACUAGCUCUGAGAAAAGCUGUCUAUGGCCAGGGCUUGAUGGAAACGAAGUGCUCACUAAACUCGCUGCCGGCCAGAUGCCAACGAACCAGCUACUCGAUCUGGCAAUACGAGAGCAUCAUUCUCUGAAAGGAGCGGAUUUCCUCUUUGUACCAUCUCUCUGCGUUGUGAAAGACGAGCAGAAGAAAGGCUACGGAACAAACCUCCUCACGAAAGCUAAGGUAGUUGCAGAUCAGACCCAGACAAUGAUCAUACUUCUAGCCGAGGGUACUGUUCUCGAAGCAGCUCAAGAGUUCCGGAAAGCUGCCAUGAAAGACCAAGAAGACGCCGGGGCUGAAAAGGAUAAAGAAGUUCAAGCCUAUAACCUGAAUGACGCAAAAGAACGACUAGAAGUAGCAGAGAAGGCUUUGAAGAAGGAGGAAUACAGUUCUUCUUCAUCGUCAGUGCGGGUCCCAGCAGAAUUCUACCUAAAGCGUGGCUUCGAAACCCAUGGGCAUAUUCUCUGGCCACGAGCAGAGUCCUCACGUGAACUCUCCGGUGUGCCGCACAUCUAUCACAUCAUGGAGUACAACCCCCCGAAGGCUCUUGCAUCGCUGCGGAAGGAUUAA
Anthostomella pinea is the source of this 819-nucleotide messenger RNA. NCBI's taxonomy places the organism in Eukaryota, Fungi, Ascomycota, Sordariomycetes, Xylariales, Xylariaceae. The record is from the annotation of a GenBank genome assembly.